This is a messenger RNA of Coregonus sp. 'balchen', 23415 nucleotides long. The record is from the annotation of a GenBank genome assembly. NCBI's taxonomy places the organism in Eukaryota, Metazoa, Chordata, Actinopteri, Salmoniformes, Salmonidae.
AUGCUGCCUCAAGUAGAGAGUCUUGUGUGGUGUGUAUUUAACCCGGAUGUUGCUCUUCUCCCUCCCAUGUCUUGCAGAGAUGGUGGGAUGCUGCGGACUGCGGGGCAGAGAUGCUCCGCUUCGUGGUGGAGCAGGUGCCACAGAUCUACUGCCUGGAGGUGGAGUCCAACUCUCAGGAGGAGGAGGAGGUGGUGCAGAGCCGUCUCCUCCAGCCACUGGAGUGUUUCCUGUUCGGGGAGGACCCUCAGGCCGGCCUGGAGAAGCUCCAGCAGGGCAGUGCCGCCUCACAGCUCUGUGGACGUGUCUUCAAGGAGGGGGAGACUGUCUACUCCUGCAGGUCAGAACCAGCUUACUGAUUGUCAUGCAUUAAUGCUAAUUAAGACACCUGCUAAUCAGACAGAGGUUUCAUAACUCCUGAACCAACUCAGUCAGUAGUUGUAAGGCGAUGGAAUGUCAAGAAACAGAAAUAUGAAGAAUCUGUUGACCGAAUGAAUGUACUGUAAGGCGAUGACCUUUUUAGCAACCCGAUUAGAUAUAAGCUCUGAAGGUGAUUAUUCUUAUUUUUUUCCUUCUCUUAACUCGACUAAUAAUGUGGUUCAAAGAUCUAUGUAAAUACAUCAAAAUAGUUAUUUAGGCUUGAUUUGCCAAAACUGCAGUUUUAGAAUUAGCUAAUAGGCCUACCUUUUGGUCACCUCACACACUACAACACUACAGUACUUAGCCUAACUGGCUGUAAUGAAUAAUUAAGUGAACUCUGUAUCAGGUUUUAGUGUGUGACUGUGCAUGUGUGCAUGUUUUCAAGCCAACUAUAGAGAUGAGUGUGAUCAAAUUACGACUCUAACCUCCUGUGGGCCUGAUUGCAGGGACUGUGCGAUAGAUCCCACAUGCGUACUGUGCAUGGACUGCUUCCAGGACAGUGUGCACAAGGGCCAUCGUUAUAAAGUAGGUUCCCAUUUAAAACGUAUGUUGUUUUGGAAGGGUUUAGUGUUAAUAUAAGUGUUGAUAACAUCUCAUGAAAUCUCUCCUGCUGUCCCUGUCCAUUACUGAUCCUCGAUGUUGUGUGAUUCUUAUAGAUGCACGCUUCAUCAGGAGGGGGGUUCUGUGACUGUGGGGAUCUGGAGGCCUGGAAGACUGGGCCCUGCUGCUCCAAACAUGACCCAGGGGCUGCCACUGCCAUGGAAACGGUGCGUUUCAUAACAGCCGGAAGAGGGGGCGGGGGGUUCACAUUUUAUUUUAUUUUCCCAUUCUGUGUUGAUGACGUCAGUGUGCUCCUUUUCCUGUCUUGAGUUGGAGAAUGCGCUUUUGGCCUUCAACAAGAAAGUGUCUGGGAAAAUUACACUUGGGCAGCCUGCAUCACAAAACGAAUUAGAGCUGGAAUGACAGAGACAGAGGGUGGGUGGUUGCAGCGAGGCCUUAUGGAAAAUAAGGGCAGGAGAUAAAGGCUGGCUAGUGACGUUCUUUUUAAUUUGGUCCAAUUAUGUUAUGUUAUAUCAUCCAUCAACAAUGUUUCCAUAUCAACGUGGAAUGGUUUUUGCUGAUAACCUUGAUAAGAAACAAUUAUGAAUAGGCCUAAAUGGAGGGGCAUUCAAGUCAUUGAACAGUGUGGUGAACAGUCAUGCAACAAAAGUGGUUGAGUACUGAUUACUUAGGACCUGCAGUCUUGAAUGCAGCCCAGCCCAGGUGUGGGCCUUCCUCUGAUAAUAUCAAGUUCAGGAGUGGUGAGCAAACACAUAAGGCCCAUGUGUUUCAUUGCCUCUUUCCAUAAACAGCAGGUGCCUCUAUUGAAGGCUGGCCGCUGCCCUGUAGGCUGCUUUUUAGUGACUCAUCACAUGACAACACCGUCUGGGUUUCAAACAAGAAAGCUUUAAGGCCUAAUGUCUAGUGAUAGAUUCUAUCCCCUGUUUUGACAUGGUAGUAUGACAUGGUGUCUAGAAUGGAUAAACAGACCCACUGACUGUAGCUCUGCCUAUGUGUUAUUUUGCCUAUGUGUUGAAUAUCUAACGUUUGUGUUCUUUUUGAUAGUCUGUACACUGCUUAUUGUGGUCUUACAGUACAUUCAGAAAGUAUUCAGACCCCUUUACUUUUUCCACAAUUUGUUAUGUUACAGCCUUAUUCUAAAAGUGGAUUAAAUAGUUUUUUCCCUUCAUCAAUCUACACAAAAUACUCCAUAAUAACAAAGCAAAUGUAUAUAAAAAAAAAAAAUCUAUAAACACUACCGGUCAAAAGUUUUAGAACAAGCUGGUUGAGAGAAUGCCAAGAGUGUGCAAAGUUGUAAUCAAGGCAAAGGGUGGCUAUUUGAAGAAUAUAAACUAUAUAUUUUGAUUUGUUUAACACUUUUUUUUGGUUACUACAUGAUUCCAUAUGUGUUAUUUCAUAGUUGUGAUGUCUUCACUAUUAUUCUACAAUGUAGAAAAUAGUAAAAAUAUAGAAAAACCCUUGAAUGAGUAGGUGUUCUAAAACUUUUGACAGGUAGUGUAUAUUUAAAUAUGACAUUUACAUAAGUAUUCAGACCCUUUACUCAGUACUUUGUUGAAGCACCUUUGCCAGUGAUUACAGCCUUGAGUCUUCUUGGGUGUCAGGGUAGAGAACAUCACUUCUAAAAUGAGAUCAUAUGAAUUAAUACAUACUGUGCUAACUGAAUACAAAACCAAAUGAAACAAAUAUACAUUGUUAUACAUAUGAUAAUAGAUAGGAUUAUUACACCUACAUAUGAACAAGCAUUCAUUUUUAACUUGAUCAUCAAAAUAUAUUGUGCUAUAAGCGCAGCACUUAUAAAUUAAUUAAUUAAUUACAUUCGUUCCGAUUUCCUAUUUGACCAUUGAGUUAUUAAAUAACCUAAAGUGAAUUAUUUAUUCAGGCAGCCAUAGACUGCAGAUGGAAUAGGAAGGAAUAGCCUUGAAAACAUGUAACACGUAGCCUACCGCCGGAUUACGGAUAGUCCUGAAUGAAUCGUGAAUAAUGAUGAGAGAAAGUUACAGAAGCACAAAUGUCAUACCGCCAAGACAUGCUAACCUCUCACCAUCACUAAACAUAUUAUAUUCUUAUUUACAAUAAAAGUGACUCGAAUGACACUAUAUUAUUUACCAUUGAUUUCUAUUGGGCACAAAAUAAUCUGGAACACUACCAAAACAAACACCAAAUGCAUCCAACAAGUUUGUAGAGUCACAAGCUUGAUGUAAUCAUUGCGUGCUAGGAUUAUGGAACUAAAAAUAAAUCUUGGUCGACCGAAAGUCGUCUGUUCUUUCGACCAAUCGAUUAGUCAACAUUUUUAAACGUGUCUUUUUCCAUAUAUAGAUACACCCUAUGUGUUGUAAUAAAAUCAACUAUUUGCAUUGAGCUUGUCUGAUGCUUUAAGCUUACGGUUUGUUGAAAUAAUACAAAUGCCUCGAGGGCACCAGAGAUCUAGAUAACCAGAAGAAUAAAACCUUCACCUGACCCAACUAUUCUCCUCCCGCUCCUGCUGACUUUUGCAGAUUCUGCCAUUACUCUCCUGAAGUUUCCGGUAAUAGGCUACACGAGGAGUCGGCAACCUUUCUCAUGUUGAAUGCCAAUUUAUCUUACCAUUUCUACGGAUCUGCGUGCCAGUUAUGGUUUUCAUAUGCACAUUUUCGUGAAACCGUUUCAUUUAUUUUAAAAUAACGUCUUCAUAUCUCAAAAUCAUUGUCAUGUGGUUAAUCCAAAUCUAAAUGAAAAUGAUAACUUUAAAAAGUAACUUCCAUUGCCAACUACGUAAAAAUAGCCUAUAUAUAAAAAUUCUGGGUCCUCAGAGUUUCCUGCGCCAGUGAGCUCGGGACAGACACAGCUGUAGGCUAUUUGCUCAAUGGAUAAGAAGCAGUGCUUGACUUGGGCAGGAGCUCACUGAAGCUGCGUAGUGGCUGAGCCACUCAAGGACAUUCAGAGACUUGUCCCGAAGCCAGUCCCUGACCAAGGCCCUUCUCCCCUGGUUGCUCAGUUUGGCCGGGGUGCCAGCUCUAGGAAGAGUCUUGGUGGUUCCCAACUUCUUCCAUUUAAGAAUGAUGGAGCCCAUUGUGUUCUUGGGGACCUUCAAUGCUGCAGAAGUGUUUUGGUACCCUUCCCCAGAUCUGUGCCUCGACACAAUCCUGUCUCGGAGCUCUACGGACAAUUCCUUUGAUCUCAUGGCUUGGUUUUUGCUCUGACAUGCACUGUCAACUGUGGGACCUUUUAUAUAGACAGGUGUGUGCCUUUCCAAAUCAUGUCCAAUCAAUUGAAUUUACCACAGGUGGACUCCAAUCAAGUUGUGGAAACAUCUCAAGGAUGAUCAAUGGAAACAGGAUGCACCUGAGCUCAAUUCGAGUCUCAUAGGAAAGGGUCUGAAUACUUAUAAGCUAUUUCUGUGUUUUAUUUUUAAUACAUUGCAAAAAUUUAUAAAAACCUGUUUUCGCUUUGUCAUUAUGAGGUAUUGUGUGUAAAUUCAUUUAAUCCAUUGUAGAAUAAGGCUGUAACGCAACAAAAUGUGGAGAAAGUCAAGGGGUCUGAAUACUUUCCGAAUGCACUGUAUAUGGCGACAUUUGCACGCAGGCCAGGUAGCCUAUAGGCCUACUUCUAUGCGUGCGCGUCCUUACUCAACAUUGCUCGAAACAAAAGACAAUUACUAAAUUGACAAAACUCAUAAAUGGAAUUAAAUAAACCAAAACGUGUUUCUCACAAGUGUAGCUUAGUUUGUGCACUCUACAGUAUGAACAAUAAAAAAUGUAUGCACUCACUAACUGUAAGUCGCUCUGGAUAAGAGCGUCUGCUAAAUGACUAAAAUGUAAAAAUGUACAAACAAUGUGUCCACUCCGACAAUGAUAACGGAAGACUGGAAUAAUAUUGAAUGCAUUAACAGAAAUGACUGUAACCAAAGUAACAAACUUUGUAGAUUAGAAAUGAUAGGAAUUAACGGUAAAUGUGCUACUGGUGAUAUAUGUAAAGGGGAAUUGAUAUACACUAACAAUCAAACGCAAACAAUUCACACAAUGAAGUUAUGAAACAAUGAAUGUGCACAAAUUGGUGGGGGAGACCAAUUUUGUUGUUUUUCUAUUUAAAACUGAUUUUGAGAGUGAAAAUAAUGAAAUCUGAAACCUGGAGAAAAGUGGGGAAAGAAUAACAGAUUUUAUAGGGUGGUACAUGUGCAAGACGUAAUUGUGUGUAUCAGAUGGCACCAUACCAUAGGGCGGCAGCUAGCCUAGCAGUUAAGAGCGUUGGGCCGGUAACCGAAAGGAUGCUGGUUUGAAUCCCAGAGCCGACUAGGUGAAAAAUCUGUCUGUUCCCUUGAGCAAGGCACUUAACCCUAAUUUCUCCUGUAAGUCACUCUGGUUAAGAGCAUCUCCUAAAUGACUCAAAUGUAAAUGUACAAAAUUCGUGUGACUGAUAAUGCAUACUUUUGGUCUCUGUAGGAUGAGUGUGUGUUAGAGCCUGGUUUACGUGAGCGUGCCCAGAAGCUCUUCCAGGUUCUCCUGCGCUACGCUACAGAUCUGCUGGUGUGGGAGGAGAGCUAUGAGCUAGCAGCAGAACUGCAGCCCAGGUACUAGCCUACUUCUAUUGAUAACCAUAGCACUAAACGUAUCCACACUACACCAGUAGUUUUAAAUCCAGAAUGACAUUCAAUGUGAUUUCUCAUAGGGUGAAGGAGGACACAUACUACUGUGUACUGUACAACGAUGAGCACCACUCAUAUGAUCACGUGAUCUACACCCUUCAGCGCUCUGUUCAGUGUGACCACAGUGAGGCACAUACUCACACAGCCCUCAUUGACAAAGAGGUACUGUCUGCAGUCAUUCUCCGGCAUUCUUCAUUACUUUCAUUUAAAGCAUCUAGAUUUGUCAAUAAAGGGAAAAAACUGAAAACAAAUGUAUUCUGCUGCAACGUUGAACUCUGGUUGUUGUUAUAGCUUUGCACUUGAAAUUGAUCAUUCUGUUUUGAAUGCAGGGUCGCCGGGCAGUGAAGCGAGGGAAGCUCCGGUCUUGCCAACAAGCCAAGGACCUCAUCAGGGUAAAUUAUAGCCUUUUAUAAAACUACAAUAUGCAAAUUUUGCCAUAGAACUUCAUCACCUCCAGUGUUUUGAGUCAGACCUCUUACCCCUGCUAAACGCUGUGUUGUGUUGUAGUCCCACUUUGGACUACAUCUCCCUGCAGCCUCUGACCUCUAACCCCUGCAGUAUUCUGUGUUGUGCUUUUAGUCCCACUCAGAACACAUCUCCCUGCAGCCCCUGCGUGUGGAGAUCCUCCACUCAGCGGUCAUGGCCCACCAGAGCUUCGCCAUGCGACUGGGCACCUGGUUUCCGCAGAUCAUCGGCUACUCAGUGGGCUUCAGGCAGGUGUUCUGCCAGGUGGCUCUGGAGCCCAGCUCAGAGGGGGACCAGCCCAGCCUCAUCAGCCGACUCAUGCUGCACGACGCCAGGCUGUACAAAGGCAAGUAGACCUGGGAGUAUGGAUCAAUCUUUCUCUACUUUAAGAUGCACCUCUGUUUUGCCUCCAGUCCAUCACAUUCAAGCCCAUUCUCUUCUUUCCACCAGGAGCCCGUAAGAUCAUCCAUGAGUUGAUCUUCUGUAGCCUGCUGAUGGAGACAGAGUACAAGAGGCUCUUUGCCAUUGAGUUCACCAAGGUAUGUCAAGUCAGUAGUACACUGAUAUGUUUAAAAUAAAUGCAACCUUUACAUUACAUUUAUGUGGCUAACAUAUGCUGUACAUCCCACCCUUCUGCCGUCACUGUCUUUCAGCAUUACAAACAACUGCAGAAAGACUACAUCCUUGAUGACCAUGAGAGGAGCAUAUCCAUCACAGCUCUAUCUGUGCAGAUCUUCACCGUACCCACUCUGGUGAGAGCUAUGGCGAUUUAUGUAAUGUGAAGAUUUAAAAAAUAAAAUCUGCCAGGCUUAGCUCACAUACCACUGUAUCCUUCUCCCUCUGUUCAGGCCAGGCAGCUGAUUGAGGAAGGGAAUGUGAUCAAGGUGAUCGUUGACACCGUCAUGGAGCUGCUCUGGGAGCACCUGGAUCCCAACCAUCGCUUCCACUUCCAGGGAUACAACUCAGACAAGUUCUUCCGGAUCCAGGUGAUCUUCCACGACCUCAGGUGGGUGUGACAUACUACUCAGCUUAAUCUCUGACCAGUGGCGUAAGGUACUUAAGUAAUAAAUACUUGAAUGUUUUUUGGGGUAUCUGUACUUUACUUUACUAUUUAUUUUUUGACAACUUUUACGUUUACUUCACUACAUUCCUAAAGAAAAUUAUGUACUUGUUACAUUUUGAAUGCUUUAGCAGGACAGGAAAAUUGUCUAAUUCACACACUUAUCAAGAGAACAUCCCUGGUCAUCCCUACUGCCUCUUAUCUGGCGGACUCACUAAACACAUGCUUCGUUUGUAAAUUAUGUCUGAGUGUUGGAGCGUGCCCCUGGCUAUCCGUACAUUUAAAAAACAAGAUAAUUAUGCCUUUGGUUUGCUUUAUAUAAGGAAUUAAAAAAUAUUUUUACUUUUAAUUCUUAAGUAUAUUUUAGCAAUUACAUUUACUUUUGAUACUUAAGUAUAUUUAAAACAAAAUACUUUUAGACUUUUACUCAAGUAGUAUUUUACUGGGUGACUUUCACUUUUACUUGAGUCGUUUUCUAUUACUUUUACUCAAGUAUGAAAAUUGGGAACUUUUUCCACCGCUGUCUCUGACAUUAGGAAUAUGUAUCUUGCUAUAGCUGCCUGAUGCUUAUCUGUAAUAUGAAUGUGUUCUACUCCACAGGUACAUUCUGAUCAGCAAGCCCUCUGUGUGGACUGAGGAGCUGAGGACCCAGUUCCUGGAGGGGUUCAGGGUCUUCCUGGGGCUCCUCAACUGCAUGCAGGUACACUCAGUCGCUUUACACUCUGGGGUAACUGUCCGGCAUUAGGGAUUUUGAAAUUACUUGCAGUCUUUGCCUCCAUCAUGAAAUACAUCAGAUGGUUGUUCUCUUGGUAGGGUAUGGAGGAGGUGAAGCGGCAGUUUGGUCAGCACAUCGAGGUGGAGCCUGAAUGGGAGGCUGGGUUUUCUAUCCAGAGACAGCUACGACACAUCCUCGUCAUGUUCCAGGAAUGGUGUUCCUCUGAUGUAAGUCCUUACGCGAUGGUUUUAAAAAUCCCCAAAUCCCUCAUAAUCUCUGAUAAAUGAAUGGCUGAAUAUUUUUAAGAGUGUAUGUUCCUGUGUACUUGACCGGUAUCUCUGCCCCCCAGGAGACUGUUCUCCUCCUGUCCUUCAAGGAGUGCCACAGGGCGCUGAUGCGCUGCAAUAACCAACCCUUUCAAAGCGAGGCCACAGACUACUACAUGUGUAAACACAUCCUCCAUGUCAGCCCCUACAAGGUGUCCCAGGAGCCUGUCAGCAUACACCUGCCCAUCUCCAGGGCGCUCGCUGGUGAGAAGAACCAUACUGUCCAUCUGUCUGCCCCUAUGGGCCUUGGGGAAUUGCUCUAUGUGUUGGGACAGUAGUUGGGGUUGUGGAAAUGAAGAUGACACAGCAUACCUAUUGGUUAUUAGGGCCAGGACGAGACCACUAUCGCAAUUUUUUCUGCAUGGCAAAAAUGAAAACACAAAGCAGACUCUCUUUAAAAACCUGUUGUAUGAAAAAUAUUGUGUGCUAUAGCUUGGAGAAAAAAUAAAUAAAUGUGACUCUGGAUGACAUCAUAAUGAUGUUUGUUUCCAACAUUAGGGCUGCUUUCCUAAAGAGGUUAUCGCGAUACUGGUAUCAUCCCAGCCCUAUUGGUUAUGCUGUCAUUCCACCUUCACUCUUGUGUUCUUUGGUGCAUCUUGAGAUUUGCGGAACCUCUAAUACCUGUUCCUUAUGAUCCCCAGGCCUGUAUGUACAGCUGUGUUGUACAGGGGCAGUCAAACGCCUCCAUGAAUUUGUGGAUCCAGUAAGUAUCUGUGACAAGUUUUCUUGUGUUUUUAUCUGUCGUAAGUCUGUAAGAAUCAGCUUUGUAUCAUCAGUCAGCCUGCCAGCUUGUUGUGCACUGCAGACAAUCUUCUUCCCACUGCUGUUGCUAAAAGACAGAGCCGUCUAUAUGUUACAGGAGAGCUGUGACUUCACCUGGUUUGCGGAGCACCCUCUGCGCUGUGUGGUGCUGGCUGCCCAAGUCUCAGCUGAGAUGUGGCGCAGGAACGGGCUCUCGCUCGUCAGCCAGGUGAGAGGUGGGAUGUGAUGGCUUGGAUGGACUGAUGGUGUCAACUGUUGCUAAACCUGAACUUUUCACGGAUUGAUUUCACAUUUUGUGAUUGCUUUAAUGUGUUUCAAAGUAUGAUUAUUUGUCAUUUCCAGGUGUAUUAUUAUCACGAUGUAAAAUGCAGGGAUGAGAUGUUUGACAAGGAUGUCAUCAUGCUACAGGUUAGUGUUUAACAACAGCAACAUUGUUCUGCACUCACCUCCUUUUUAUUCUAUGGCAGGGGUGUCAAACUCAUUUUAGCUCAGUGGCCACACGGAGGAAAAUCUAUUCCCAAGUGGUCCGGACCGGAAAAAUCAUGGUAUAUAUAUAACUUAAAAACAACAACUUCAGAUUGUUUUCUUUGUUUUAAUACGAUCAACAUACAACAUAAAGCUGGAGCCUGAGGACAGUGUGUCCAAAAUAGUACAAGCACAACAUCACUAUUAAUCAUAAAACACGUCAAGUUUAUUUGAAAAUUCUAAAGAAAAAGAACACACAAACACACAAUGCCUCAGUGAUUAACAGAACUGUUUCACAGAUCACAGAACUAUAUCUGGGUGUCAUUUCUCGGCAGAAAUGUAGAUAAAAAUAAUGAAAUCCUGUUCCCCAAACAAGUGCAAGAACCACAGAGUCAAGAAUAGGUUAAAUAUACAAAUAAAAUAAAAUCAAUUAAAAACAAUAGCACAUCAACAUAAAAACAUAUAAACAUAAAGCUGGAGCCUGAGGACAGUGUCCAAAAGCACAACAUCACUAUUAAUCAUAAAACACCUCAAGUUAUUUGAAAGUUCUGAGGACAAAAAAACACACAAUGCCUCAGUGAUUCACAGAACUAUAUCACAGAACUAUAUCAGGGUGUCAUUUCUCAGGCAGAAAUGUAGAUAAAAAUAAUGAAAUCCUGUUCCCCAAACAAGUGCAAGAACCACAGAGUCAAGAAUAGGUUAAAUAUACAAAUAAAAUCAAUUAAAAACAAUAGCACAUCAACAUAAAAACAUAUAAACAUAAAUCUGAAAGGGUUGCUCAAACUCCCGUAACAGUCCCGUUAUUUUAUCUUUGAACCGCUUCAUGUCUGCCACAUGUUGGGUCGCGCACACAUUUUUCAGACCGGGGAAGUGAGCUGCAUCACCACUGGCAAGUUGCGUCUCCCACAAUGACAGCUUCAACUUGAAAGAACGUAUGCUGUCAUAAUACUGCGUGACAACUUUGUUGCGCCCUUGCAGCUGUUUGUUCAAGUUAUUCAGGUGCUUUGUAACAUCCACCAUAAAUGCAAGGUCCUGCAUCCAUUCUGCGGAAUGAAAUUCUAACACUGGUUUGCCCUUUUCUUCCAUGAACUGUUCAAUUUCUUCUCGUAAAUCAAAGAAACGCCUCAGCACAGCACCUCGGCUUAACCAUUUUACCUCAGUGUGGUAUGGCAGGCCAUAGAUGUGGUCUUUCUCUCUGAGAAGGCUGUCAAACUGACGGUGAUUCAGGCUUCUGGAUCGGAUGAAAUUAACAGUUUGGAUGACCACCUUCAUGACGUUAUCCAUCUUUAAUGACUUGCAACACAAAGCCUCCUGGUGCAAAAUACAGUGAAAAGUCAAAAAAUCACGUCCUCCAUUUGCAGAUUGCACUUUCUCUCUGAACUUUGUCACAACGCCUGCUUUUUUUCCCGAUCAUUGAGGGCGCACCAUCUGUAGCCAGGCUGACAGCGCGGGACCAGUCCACUCCGACCCUGUCCAGCGCGCCGACGAGUGCGGUAAAAAUAUCAGCUGCUGUCGUUGUAUCUGUCAUCGGCACCAACUCCACGAACUCCUCGGUGACGGUCAAUGUGUCAUCAACUCCGCGGAUGAAAAUGGCCAGUUGUGCAACAUCUGUAAUGUCCGUGCUUUCAUCAAUUGCAACCGAAAACGCAAUAAAUGACUUUACUUUUUGCUUCAACUGGCUGUCCAAAUCCACUGAAAGAUCGGAAAUCCUGUCUGCAACUGUGUUUCUUGUCAGGCUGAUAUUUGCAAAAGCCUGCCGCUUUUCAGGGCACACAAUCUCCGCUGCCUUCAUCAUGCAUGUUUUUACAAAUUCACCCUCACUAAAUGGUUUUGAAGCCACUGCGAUUUCAUUAGCAAUGAGGUAGCUAGCUUUCACUGCAGCGUCACUGAUGUCUCGGCUGUGAGUAAACACAGACUGCUGUUUCUUCAGACCCGCCAACAGUUCAUUCACCUUCUCUCAUCUCCGCUGUCCUUGAAAGUUGUCAUAUUUGUCGGCAUGAAGACUCACAUAGUGGCGACGAAGGUUAUAUUCUUUCAGCACUGCAACAUGCUCUGAACACACCAAACAUACAGCUUUCCCAUUCAAUUCCGUGAAUAAAUAGGAUGACCAUUUUUCUUGGAACACUGCACUCUGCGUCCACUUUUCUCUUUUUUGACAGAGACAUAUUGGGGCAAUGAGGGUGCCAAAGCACGUAAUGUUAAAAGUAGAAGCCGUAAUAAAUAUCGCGGGCAAAACAAAGUAGCUCAUUGGCUGCACGUGCUUGACCUACUUGCUCUGCCCCGGUAUAAACAGUUUGCUUGCUUAACACAAUUGCUAUUGCGCCAUCCAGUGGACGCAAUUGGAACAGCAGUUUAUUUUAUUAGAAAAAUUGCAGCGCAUUUUUAUACUUGACAAAUAUUUUUUUUUAUUUUUUUAAAAUCAUCUCGCGGGCCGGAUUAAACCCGUUUGCGGGCCUGAUCCGGCCUGCGGGCCGGGCGUUUGACACCCCUGUUCUAUGGAGUCUCCUGACUACCACUACAUAAUUGGAAGUCUCCUCUCAAAACUUUGUACAGAUUGCUGCUUCCAAAAUGGACCCCAACCACUUCAUCAUGCUGAUCUUGCAGAGAUUUGAGCUCUUUGAUGUGUUCAAUGGAAGUCUCUCAAGCAAAGACCAAGUAAGAGCGACUAAUGACUAUUGGUUCAAAUAAAUAAGUAUUACAUUUUGGCAAAAUGGUCAAUUAAUAAAAUACCAAUCCUCCUGUGCAGGAACUGCUGAAACAGUGGAACCGGUUAACAGAAGAGAUGCUCUACCUCCUCAUCAUCAUUGUUGGUACGUCCCUAAGCUGUUUUCUAAAUAACAUAUCUACUAAAGUAAAUGUCUGGCGAAAUCCUAAUGUGUAGUUAGUAAGUUGACUGUAUAGUGACAUCUUGUUGGCUAGAUGAUAUAGCAGUUAUUGUUUAUGUUGAGGGGUGUCUCAUUCUGUAUGUCAUGCCCCAUGUGUCCCCAGGGGAGCGGUAUGUCCCAGGGAUCAGUCAGGUGACCAAAGAGGAUGUGACGAUGAGGGAGGUGAUCCACCUGCUGUGCAUCCAGCCCAUGGCUCACAGCAGCCUGGUCAAGGGCCUGCCAGAGAACGUGAGAACGUGGACCUAUACUACACUUUUAAAGGCCCACACAGACUACGAUUUUAGCCGUCUUAUACCAGGAUUUUGCCGUCCCAGACGGAAUGUCCAUGUCACAAGCAAAUUCUUAGGUCGUAAACGAUUGUUAGACAUCUUGGCCGGUUCUGUGUGACACGGUCUAGGUCUGCCGAUUUUAAGUACCACUACGUGUGGCGUAGGCUCCGACAAAGUUCUGGCAAUGUCAGAAAUGUUUAGCUUUUAUUGUGUAUUGUGGCUGCUGUUGCGAGCCGAUCUCGGUGACUGACCAAUAGGAACACGGCUUACACUGAGUAUGCACAGAAUAAUACGAUUGAAUAGUCAGAUUAAUGUAAUAGCUCAAUUUAAACGUUUACAUGCUUUGCAAGAAGAACGAUUUCCCAAAUAAUCUUUUACAUGACACAUGAAAUCAAGCUAUUUGAUGGAAUUUUGAUAAAUGCGCUAAAUCGGCAAUCAAAAUAAACUUUCUUCCACAGCGACCAUGUUAUUUUUGGGAAACAUAUUUUUGAGUUCGGACAUGCAAUAUUUGCAUGUGAACUAUUUCUAAGAUGCGUACUUUCAGUUUUUCUGAACUCACUUCACUCGCGCAUAAGAGGUUCCCACUAGAUAAUACAGCUUUGAGGUCUUAAUUUAAGGUUAGGGUUAGACAUAAUGUUAGCAGUGUGAUUAAGGUUAGGAUUAGGAUUAAAAUCAGAUUUUAAGAAGAUAUCUUGUAUAGGCAGGGUUUAUGACUUUGUGGCGGUGUUAACUAGUGGCGACCACAAUAAGAGGAAGGCUAGCGCUGCUGGUGCUGGCACAUGCACAGAUCAAAUACACCACUGCAGUUGAUGUAACCUACGUCGGCUGACGUAACCUCGCAAACCAAUCGCUGAAUGUGACGACUACACUGAAGCAAAUGGUACAAUCUGGCCAGGUUGAUAUCAAGAUUUUAAUUUGGUAACAUCGAAACAGUGUUACAUGUAAUAAUCCUGAGACAAAAGAAGAAACGCGCACACUGCUCUUGCUAGUAUCAUUGCUCUUUAUUAAGCUUUAUGUAUCGGCCUGAAGGCCUUCGUCAGAGCUCUUAUAAAGCUUAAUAAAGAUCAGUGAUACUACCAAGAGCAGUGUGCAGGUUUCUUCUUUUUUUUCAUGUUAUUCAAUUGUUACCAUGCAACAAAGAUAGCUCAGAUGUGCGAGUGCCUUUUUGCAUUUUGAAUCACAUGUUAUAAUCCUAAAAGACUGAAUUCAACGUACAGUGUGAGAAGGCCUUAAAGCACUAAUACUGGUACCACUUCUUCAUCCCCUUUUAUACUGCAACAAUGUACUGUCUUUGUUUGUAGGAGAGCCAUGAAACUGGCCUGGAAACUGUCAUCCCAAAAGUUGCCACCUUCAAGUAAGUGUAACACUUAAGGUCAUCUUGACCAUAAUGAUACAAAUCAAAAUAAUAAAUAACGUCUUCAGCAGAGACUAACGUUUGAGGAGCUUUUUCACUGACCCUUUAUUCUCCUAUUUAGGAAGCCAGGUGUUUCUGGACACGGCUUGUAUGAAGUGAAAAAGGAGUGCCUGCCGGAAUUCAAUCCCUUCUUCUUUCACUAUUCUAAAUCUCAGCAUAGCAAGGUACAGUGCUUUGCAAAAGUAUUCAACCCCCUUGGCGUUUUUCCUAUUUUGUUGCUUUACAACCUGUAAUUUAAAUGGAUUUUUAUUUGGAUUUAAUGUAAUGGACAUACACAAAAUAGUCGAAAUUGGUGAAAUGAAAUGAAAAAAAAAAAAGUGUUAAAAGAAAUUAUACAAAAUAAAUAACGGAAAAGUGGUGCGUGCAUAUGUAUUCACCCCCUUUGCUAUGAAGCCCCUAAAUAAGAUCUGGUGCAACCAAUUACCUUCAGAAGUCACAUAAUUAGUUAAAUAAAGUCCACUUGUGUGCAAUCUAAGUGUCACAUGAUCUGUCACAUGAUCUCAGUAUAUUUACACCUGUUCUGAAAGGCCCCAGAGUCUGCAACACCAUUAAGCAAGGGGCACCACCAAGCAAGCGGCACCACGAAGAUCAAGGAGCUCUCCAAACAGGUCAGGGACAAAGUUGUGGAGAAGUACAGAUCAGGGUUGGGUUAUAAAAAAAGAUCAGAAACUUUGAACAUCCCACAGAGCACCAUUAAAUCCAUAAUUUAAAAAAAUGAAAGAAUAUGGCACCACAACAAACCUGCCAAGAGAGGGCUGCCCACCAAAACUCACGUACCAGGCAAAGUUGGCAUUAAUCAGAGAGGCAACAAAGAGACCAACAAUAACCCUGAAGGAGCUGCAAAGCUCCACAGCGGAGAUUGGAGUAUCUGUCCAUAGGACCACUUUAAGCCGUACACUCCACAGAGCUGGGCUUUACAGAAGAGUGGCCAGAAAAAAGCCAUUGCUUAAAGAAAAAAAUAAGCAAACACGUUUAGUGUUCGCCAAAAGGCAUGUGGGAGACUCCCCAAACAUAUGGAAGAAGGUACUCUGUUCAGAUGAGACUAAAAUUGAGCUUUUUGGCCAUCAAGGAAAACGCUAUGUCUGGCGCAAACCCAACACCUCUCAUCACCCCCGAGAACACCAUCCCCACAGUGAAGCAUGGUGGUGGCAGCAUCAUGCUGUGGGGAUGUUUUUCAUCAGCAGGGACUGGGAAACUGGUCAGAAUUGAAGGAAUGAUGGAUGGUGCUAAAUACAGGGUAAUUGUUGAGGGAAACCUGUCUUCCAGAGAUUUGAGACUGGGACGGAGGUUCACCUUCCAGCAGGACAAUGACCCUAAGCAUACUGCUAAAGCAACACUUGAGUGGUUUAAGGGGAAACAUUUAAAUGUCUUGGAAUGGCCUAGUCAAAGCCCAGACAUCAAUCCAAUUGAGAAUCUGUGGUAUGAAUUAAAUAUUGCUGUACACCAGCGGAAACCAUCCAGCUUGAAAGAGCUGGAGCAGUUUUGCCUUGAAGAAUGGGCAAAAAUCCCAGUGGCUAGAUAUGCCAAGCUUAUAGAGACACCCCAAUUGACUUGCAGCUGUAAUUGCAGCAAAAGGUGGCUCUACAAAGUAUUGACUUUGGGUGGGUGAAUAGUUAUGCACGGUCAAGUUUUCAGUUUUUUUGUCUUAUUUCUUUUUUGUUUCACAAGAGAAAAUAUUUUGGAUCUUCAAAGUGGUAAGCAUGUUGUGUAAAUCAAAUGAUACAAACCCCCCAAAAAUCAAUUUUUAUUCCAGGUUGUAAGGAAACAAAAUAGGAAAAAUGCCCAGGGGGGUGAAUACUUUCGCAAGUCACUGUAUAUGUUGGUACAGAGGCUACAUGCAUAUUAUAUAUAUUUUUCCAAAGCCGUUUUUCCCUUGGCUGCUGCCAUUUGCUAAUGUGUAAUCUUGUGACCCCUGCACUCUGUGCUCCAGGCGGAAGAUGCUCAGAAGAAGAGAAGAACUCAGGAGGGUUGUGACAAAGGUGAGAUGGAACUUAUCGUCAUACUUACAUAGAAAGGAACACAGUGUUAUUAUGAGCCAAUCCCUGUAGGUGAUUCACUAUUUGCUUAUGAUUCAUCACUGUCUGUCUCUGUCCAUGCCCAGCCCUGCGUCCCCCUGUCCCCCCUCCCUUUUGCCCAGCUUUCUCCAGCAUAGUGGGUCUGCUGUGCUGUGACAUCCUCAUCCACAUCCUCAGACGAGUCCUGCAGAGAGCUGUGGAGGACCGGGCCACCUACUGGACAGAGGCCAUGAUCCAGAGGGUACCUUUCGCAUUUAUUUCUAUCCCACUCGCUCUCUCUUUCUCUUUCCUUUUUAUAUGAACCAUAUAAACUGUAACUGUGUGUGCCCCCCACAGGCCCUGCACCUUAUAGGCCAGGGUCUGUUGGAGGAGAAGACCCAGUUGGGAGCCAGCACUGUGGAGCAGGUCACCUUUGACUUCAGCCUCAAGGCUCGCAGUGAGUGUACUAGACAUACUACUUUUUGUCUUUAAAUGUUUGUCUCUUAGAUUAUUCUUGGUUUAGGGUACACUUCAUAUACAUUUGUUCUUGAGACAUUUUCUGUUUCUCUACUCUCUCAGAGAUCGGCUCAGAGCAUGGCAAAUCUGUGUUCCACCUCCUGUCCAAGAUGACGGCUCUUCCUUCCCUGGAAGCCCAGAAGGAUAUGAUUAAGUGGACACUGCAGGUGGGUUAACUUCAUUGUCCUGUUAAGAGAUUUGAUAAUCUCGUUUCAACUGAGAUUUUAGACAGUUUACAGUACAGCUUUUUGUUUAAAUGAUCAUAUUUCUCUUUCUGGUAGAUGUUUGAGAUGGUGAAGUGCCUUAGGGAGAAAUCCAGUCCAGCAGCCUCUAUGAGCGUGGAGCAGACCAAGCCAGAGGAGGUAAAAACAGAACAUGGGUCAUUUUUACACCUUUUUUGUCAUGUAACAUUUCUGCAGUGAAGAAUCCUCACCUUCUGUCUGAUUUACUCAGAUCAUCCCUGACAAAGACAAAGCCGAGCGGAAGAGGAAGGCAGAGGCAGCCAAGCUCCAUCGCCAGAAGAUCAUGGCCCAGAUGUCGGCCAUGCAGAAGAACUUCAUUGAGUCACACAAGAUGCUGUAUGACAACAUGCCAGAGAGUUCCCAGGGGGAACCUGUGGCCUCCAGAGAGAGGUGAGGAGGGGGUAGGGAGAGCUGUUGGCCAUGAGGGAGACUACAGAGUGUUGCCCUUCCUUUAAAGACAUGCUCCGGAACCUUGGCGUCUACUAAGUAUUUUUUAAACCUCUCGCUUUGGGCUGGAUAUGUCAAUGUGUAGUUCAUACAUGCAUAAUCUAUGAGCAGAAUUACCGUCUUACCUCAAUUAGCCAUGAAACCCCUAGUUUGUAAGCUACAGUUUUUCUGAAAGCUGUGCUGUGCCAUUUUCCCUACAUUUUCUCCCACGUGGGCCAGCCCCCUAGCAAUUUGAGUUUUAGCCAAUGACCUUCAGCCCCUCGCCAUUUGAGUGACUGCUAGCAAGAUGCAUAAGCAGCAGAGAGAAAGGGCAAUGACAUGGUGCACAUAUCUGCACAUAUAUGAUGUAGUACACCAUUUUUGGUUCGUGAGCGCUACUUUCAGAACUACUGGCUGAAAAGUAUACAAAAGUACUGGAAAAUCUCUUUAAUAAUAUACUCUAGCUUGCCUAGUAGUAUCUCAAGUUUACUGCAGGAAGGAGAGUGAAUUCAAAUUUUUUUAAUUGGGCUGAUUCCUUGAGUGAAGGUUAGUGAUUAGGAGGAUAUCUACAGUUGAAGUCGGACAGUUUACAUACACUUAGGUUGGAGUCAUUAAAACUUGUUUUUCAACCACUCCACACAUGUCUUGUUAACAAACUAUAGUUUUGGCAAGUCGGUUAGGACAUCUACUUUGUGCAUGACACAAGUAAUUUCCAAACGCCUGAAGGUACCACGUUCAUCUGUACAAACAAUAGUACGCAAGUAUAAACACCAUGGGACCACGCAGCCGUCAUACCGCUCAGGAAGGAGACUUGUUCUGUCUCCUAGAGAUGAACGUACUUUGGUGCGAAAAGUGCAAAUCAAUCCCAGAACAACAGCCAAGGACCUUGUGAAGAUGCUGGAGGAAACAGGUACAAAACUAUCUAUAUCCACAGUAAAACGAGUCCUAUAUCGACAUAACCUGAAAGGCCACUCAGCAAGGAAGAAGCCACUGCUCCAAAACCACCAUAAAAAAGCCAGACUACGGUUUGCAACUGCACAUGGGGACAAAGAUCAUACUUUUUGGAGAAAUGUCCUCUGGUCUGAUGAAACAAAAAUAGAACUGUUUGGCCAUAAUGACCAUUGUUAUAUUUGGAGGAAAAAGGGGGAUGCUUGCAAGCCGAAGAACACCAUCCCAACCGUGAAGCACGGCGGUGGCAGCAUCAUGCUGUGGGGGUGCUUUGCUGCAGGAGGGACUGGUGCACUUCACAAAAUAGAUGGCAUCAUGAGGAAGGAAAAUGAUGUGGAUAUAUUGAAGUAACAUCUCAAGACAUCAGUCAGGAAGUUAAAUCUUGGUCGCAAAUGGGUCUUCCAAAUGGACAAUGACCCCAAGCAUACUUCCAAAGUUGGCUUGGCUUAAGGACAACAAAGUCAAGGUAUUGGAGUGGCCAUCACAAAGACCUGACCUCAAUCCUAUAGAAAAUGUGUGGGCAGAACUGAAAAAGCAUGUGCGCAAGGAGGCCUAAAAACCUGACUCAGUUACACAAGCUCUGUCUGGAGGAAUGGGCCAAAAUUCACAUUUACAUUACAUUUACAUUUUAGUCAUUUAGCAGACGCUCUUAUCCAGAGCGACUUACAGUUAGUGAAUACAUAUUUUUUUUUAUACUGGCCCCCCGUGGGAAUCGAACCCACAACCCUGGCGUUGCAAACGCCAUGCUCUAUCAACUGAGCUACAUCCCUGCCGGCCAUUCCCUCCCCUACCCUGGACAACGCUGGGCCAAUUGUGCGCCGCCCAUGAGUCUCCCGGUCGCGGCCGGCUGCGACAGAGCCUUGAUUCGAACCAGGAUCUCUAGUGGCACUUAGACCACUGCGCCACUCAGGAGUUCACCCAACUUAUUGUGGGAAGCUUGUGGAAGGCUACCUGAAACGUUUGACCCAAGUUAAACAAUUUGAAGGCAAUGCUACCAAAUACUAAUUGAGUGUAUGUAAACUUCCCAGUGGGUCAGAAGUAUUUGGUAGGAUUCUGACAUUUCACAUUCUUAAAAUAAAGUGUUGAUCCUAACUGACCUAAGACAGGGAAUUUUUACUAGGAUUAAAUGUCAGUUAUUGUGAAAAACUGAGUUUAAAUAUAUUUUGCUAAGGUGUAUGUAAACUUCCGACUUCAACUGUAUAACUGAUAAGUGUGUUGUCAUGUUUCUUCCUCCUAUCCUGUAGCUGUGCCAUGGAGCUGGGAGAGUUGUGCGUGGCUGUGGGGCCUCAACGGGGCUCCACCCCGGCUGAGCGGGAGGUGCUGACCUGCAUCCUAUGUCAGGAGGAGCAGGAGGUCCAGGCCCGCUCCCCAGCCAUGGUGCUGACCGCCUGUGUCCAGAGGUCCACCGUGCUUACACAGUGCCGGGGGAAGACUCUGGCCAACAAGGGUUAGUGCCCUUUUCACACUCUCCUCCUUUUGAUGUCCUGUGGUACACAAUACUCUCUGACCACUGUCAUCUCUUUUUGCAUUACUGUUGAAAUGAUUAAAGAUGUUAAUGUGUUGUUCUGUGUGACAGAGACCUUGUACCCCCUCUUCAUGCCACCUGACCUGGCUGUGGGGACUCACACUGGCAGCUGUGGCCACGUCAUGCACGCCAUCUGCUGGCAGAAGUGAGUCACUGCAGUAACGUGUCUAUCAAUGAAUCAUAGGGAUGAUGAUUCCAACAUACUAUCUUGGGCCUGAAGACCUAAAGAAAGAUUAUACCUACAUCUCUGUUUUUUUGUCUGUUUGUUCUAGGUACUUUGAGGCAGUCCAGAACACCACUCGGAACCGGCUCCAUGCUGAGCUCAUCAUUGACCUGGAGAACGGGGAGUACAUGUGCCCGCUCUGCAAGUCCCUGUGCAACACUGUGGUUCCUCUCAUCCCCUUGGAACCACUCACACUCAACUAGUAUGUCUUCCUUUUAGCCAUGCCGUACUUUAUUGCCACUUCCUAAAUGACUAACUGAGUUUAGAUAUGUUUUUGGAGUAUCCAUAAAACUAAAUCUGAUUUAUGGCCAAAUAGUGAACAUAUCAGUUUUAACCGGCCUGUCCCUUAUGUCCUGUCUGCAGUGAGAAUGCAGAGCUGGUGGGACAGCUCCUCACCCUCCCUCGCUGGAUCCAGAUCCUCUCUGCCAGGAUCAAAGGACUCCGGUCUGUCACUCAGGGACCAGGUAAAGACAGCUGUGUGAUCUCACAAAGUCAUUUUAGUGGAGCGAGCCCAGUGCUGUUGCAGGUGUGACUCCGUUGUGUUUGUGGUCCAGAAAGCAGCAGUCAGACUAGCAGUGAUGGAGACACUGCCCUCUGUGGGGAAGGCCAGCCAGACUUCCGCUCCAUCCUCAGCUUUGGAGUGAAAGAGCCGUGAGUCACACACACACAACCAUCAGCUCUCAAUGGCUUAUUCAAAUGUUUCUGUAGCGCACGACACACACUAACAUCAUUUCCAUGUUAUUGACAGUGUACUAUAUUAUGUAUCCACUCAACACAUGCUCUGUAAUGUAAUAAGUACUUGAGAUAUUCUAAAGAUGUCCCCCUGUUGAUCUUCCUCAGGAGGAAGUACUCUGACAGCAUAGCAGAGAUGCUGGUGGUGUGUGCCACCACGGUGCACAGGGUGGGGCUGCAGACGGCCCCUAACGAGCUGUGUCCCGGCGUGCCCGUCAUGUCCUGGAACACCUGUGCCUUCACCAUCCAGGCCAUUGGUCAGUCCCACGUCUUUCUUCUUUACUCUUUCUAUCUGUUUCUUUUUCAAUCCUUUUUCUAGCUGAACUAAUUGUGCCACUACUCAGCAUGUUUUUUGUUUUUGUUUUCCUACAGAGAACUUGCUGCAGGAAGAGGAUAAGACACUGUUUGGCUCUUUACAAAACAGACAGGUAGGUCAGAUAUAUUACAGAGGAGGGACUGUGUUUGACCGGUUUUCACCUAUUCCCUCGGGGGGGUUUAUCACAGUAACUCUGCUUUCCUUUUCAGCUUGCGGGCCUGAAGGCUGUGGUUCAGUUUUCUGCAACCCAACGCCUCAAGAGCUCCCAGGCUGUCAUUCAGAAGCAUUUCACAGACAUGUUAGGAGGUACGUGUUCAAACACCACCCAGCACACAAUAUCCAUCCACCUUACAUUGUCAUCUCAUUUUGUGUGAUUUGGUAUUUUAUGUAAUAGUUAAUUUGGUUGCCUCCUCUGGCUCUCUCUCCCUACAGCCUUGUUACCCACCAUGAGUUCAGAGAGCACACCUUCUAUUCUAGAAGUAGACUUCUUCCACCUUCUGGUAAGUCACCAAUGAAGGAAAUUAAUGUUCUGUUGGCUGCAUACAGUAGGUCUUCCACACGCUCUGGGUAUAACCAACCUUUCUCUGUGUGUUGUCAGGUGGGGCUGGUGCUUGCCAUUCCAGCGCUCUACCAGGAGGAGGCGGUGGACCUGCAGCCCUCUGCUGUCAGCUCUGCCUACAACCACCUCCACAUCCUCCAUCUUGUCACCAUGGCCCACGUGGUGCAGGUCCUCCUCUCCUCCACAGAUUACACAGCAGUGUCUGGGGGAGAGGAGGGAGAGGAGGCGAGGGCAGCAGCAGAGCUCUAUGCCACUGUGUCACAAUGUACCGGCGGGUAAGAAGGAAUGCUGCCUGCCUUUUCUCUGUAUUUUUUUAUGUAAUAUACUGUAUGUGUGUGAAUUGUGCAUUGGGUCGUUUUUGGACAUUUUCCAUUCAUGUUCAUCCAGUCAAAGGUCCAUUGUUUUCCUAAGCAGAUUAUGUGACUGUGUGUCUUAUUGUCCAGGCUGAGGUCAGACGUGUCUGGGUGCUCAGUGGCAGACAGAGUGAGGAGAGGGGUCACGCCCUUCCUGCGCUGCGCUGCCCUCUUCUUCAAUUGCCUUACAGGGGUGCCCCCUCCAGAGGAGCUCGCCAGUACUACAGGUAGGUAUCUCAGGGCUCAGACUAUUGUGGUGUAUAAGGGGAUUGAAUGGGUUAGGGUUUCACUGACUGAACCAUUCAUGCUGUUUCGGCUGCAGUUACCUCUCAAGGCCAGGUGGAGGCGCUGUGCAGUUAUCUGGCAUUGCCCUCCAAUGUGUUCCAGCUCUUCCAGGAGCACCGUGGGACUGUCUCUCCCUUAAUACAGAGGUAAUAUCAAUAACCUGUUAGUCACAGCCAAAAUACAUUGAAAUGAAUAGAACAUUUAUACAUCUUUAACUGAUGUUCUUAUUAUCAGAUUUGUGAUGGUAGCUAUGUUUCUAAGGUAAUUGUUUGAUGUAAUGUAAGAAAUAUUUUUUACUGAUGGCCUCUGUCUCUCAGAUGGUGUGGGCACCCAGCUGUAACCAAUGCACUAAAAGGGGAAAUGCAGACAAUCAGGUAAGCUCAAAUUCACUUAGUAACUGAAUGAAGUAUUUAAGAUUUGUUUUCCUUUCUGCCCUAUGAAUAACUGAAUCUUUUAUAAAAUGAUUAUUGCAGUUAUCCCAGGAAAAGGAAUCGGUUAAUUGAGCUUCCUGAGGAUUACAGCGCGCUCCUCAAUCAAGCCAGUCACUUUCAGUAAGUAGGCACCACUGUCUUACUUGGAUUCUCAUAAACGUUGGUUAAAUUAUGGGAGAGCUGUUGAGUUCCAGUGGAGACAGUCCUCUUUCUCUCUCUGCCCUCCUGUGCAGUUGUCCUAACUCCACAGAUGAUGAGAGGAAGCACCCCACCCUGUGCCUCUUCUGUGGGACCAUCCUGUGCUCCCAGAGCACCUGCUGUCAUAGCCAGCUUGACGGGGAGGAGGUGGGCGCCUGCACCGCACACGCUGCCACCUGUGGGGCUGGAGUGGGCAUGUUCCUCAGGUGGGUCGGGGACAAGGGUUCCUUGUAGGGACAGGGUGGGCAUGUGGUUAAAUAUGUUCAAAUGUUCUAUAAAGCUUCUGCUGAUUGCUUUGUUUCCCCCUCCCCCCACUGAUUAGGAUAAGAGAGUGUGAGAUGGUCCUGAUGGCCAGUAAGACACGAGGAAGCACUUACCCAGCCCCUUAUCUUGAUGACUACGGAGAGACUGACCCACAGCUGGGGUAAGCUGGCCACAUCUCCUCUCUUUUGAAAAAUUCAUUACAUGUAUCUCUGAUGUCGUUCUGUAGAAGAAUAGCAUAUUUUAAAGCAAAUGUUAUGUGAGACCUGUGUCACUGACGGACUGUAUGUGAAUGUGAGAUUAGGAGGGGGAACCCCCUGCACCUGUGCCCUGAGCGGUACCGGAAGCUCCACCAGCUGUGGCAGCAGCACUGUAUCCUGGAGGAGAUCGCCCGCAGCCUGGAGGUGGUCAACGUCAUGUUUGCUUUCGAAUGGCAGAUGCUGUGA